Molecule: messenger RNA, 709 nt
Organism: Tilletiopsis washingtonensis
Lineage: Eukaryota; Fungi; Basidiomycota; Exobasidiomycetes; Entylomatales
Product: 60S ribosomal protein L28
Exons: 5
Coding region: 18-461 (147 amino acids)
Biological process (GO): translation
Cellular component (GO): cytosolic large ribosomal subunit
Molecular function (GO): structural constituent of ribosome
Source: RefSeq, a predicted model, not a curated record
CUCAAGUCACCCACAAUAUGCCGACGCGCACCAACAAGAACCGCAAGCUGCGCGGACACGUCUCCGGCGGUCACGGCCGCGUUGGCAAGCACCGCAAGCACCCCGGUGGUCGUGGUCUCGCCGGUGGUCAGCACCACCACCGCACCAACUUCGACAAGUACCACCCCGGCUACUUCGGCAAGGUCGGCAUGCGCUACUUCCACAUGACGCGCAACAUGACGCACCGCCCCGUCAUCAACCUCGACAAGCUCUGGACGCUCGUGCCCGCCGAGCAGCGCGAGGGCCUGACGAGCAGCUCCACCGAGGUGCCCGUCAUCGACACGCUCCUGCACGGCUACGGCAAGGUGCUCGGCAAGGGCCGCCUGCCGCAAUUGCCCUGCAUUGUCAAGGCCCGCUGGGUCUCGGAGCUGGCUGAGAAGAAGAUCAAGGAGGCUGGCGGUGUCGUUGUGCUCGUGGCCUAAAAACGACGCGCACUGCCCGUGUCCGUCUCGUCUCUUCGUCAUCUCUGCACCACACUCAACACACCUAGCUCCGCCUUGUACAUCACGCCCACACCGCUGCGGCGGUGAGCACACAGCCAUCUAUCAUGACCCUGCAGACCGGGCUGAGAGCGACGCGCAACGGAAGUGGGGGCGAGGGAGUGCAUUAGAGCGACGAGUGGGAGGCAGGGGAGUGCGUUGCUCGCAUCAGGCCAGGAAGGGGUGCGCCA